UUUAAUGGGUGUUUUGGCAGACUUCCAUCAGUCAUUGUCAGUAUUUCUCACUCUCUGUACCGUACUGACUUUCAUCUUGACAAUGGUCUAUCGACGAAUCUCGUACAAUAGGAAAUACAACUGGCCCCCAGGUCCAAAGGGAUGGCCCCUCAUUGGUGUCAGCCCGCUAAUUGGCCCUGACUCGGGACAAACAAAUACGAACAUUACCCGUCUGGGAAAGCAGUUCGAUCCGGACGUAUUUACUCUGAACUUGUACGCUGGAAAGCGUAUGUUGAUUCUUAACAGCUUCAAAGCAAUCAAGGAAGCAUUUGUCAGACAGUCGACUCUGUUUUCUGAUCGCCCCAGUGUGUGGCCCUUUACGUACGUCAACAAGAAUAAAAAGAAUGUUGGUGUCUUUCUGGAGCCCUUCACCGAGUCAUGGAAAAAGGAAAGAACCGUUCGUCAGUUUGGUUACGGUACCCCAAAGUCAGAAGAGAAAAGCGUGGAGCAGGCCAACUAUCUGGUUGACCUCAUCAAGAAAAGGAACGGUCAACCAUUUGACCUCGGUCCCCCAACUAGCUUGUGCAUGUUGAAUGUCACAUUUUCUCUCAUCUUUGGCGCCACCUACGAGGAAGAAGAUGAGAAGUUUUCCAUGAUACAGAAGGCUAUUAUGGCCUGGUAUGUGGAGAUCUUUAAGCUUUAUCACGUUGAGCCACUUCUGCCGUUCUUUGACAAGUUUGGUCUCAGCCCCAGACUGAAGCGGGGUCAGAAAAUGACUAAGGAAAUCUGUGCUUUUGUACAGGACCACAUCGACCAUCACAGAGCAACCCUAGAUCCCAAUAAUUCCUGCGAUAUGGUGGAUCAGUGCCUGAUUGAAUUGGCCAAGAAUGACCCAAACGGCGAGCUGCGUGACUUCACUGACGAUAAGUUUAUGUGGAUGAUGUUUUUCUUUAUCCCCGAUCAGGGGGACACGGCGGUGGGUUUGUUUCAGUUCUUGGUGCUCGCCAAUGCUAUCCAUCUUGAUGUGCAGCAGCGAGUUUAUGAGGAGAUUCAAGAGAUCAUCGGUGACCGGCCACCCUCCCUAGACGACAAAGACAGAAUGCCUUACACGAAAGCUGUUAUCAUGGAGACAUUACGCAUGGAUACCACAUUCUGGCUGUUGAUACCACAUUCUGCGGCAGGUGAUGUGAGCAUCUUUGGGUAUAACAUCCCCAAGGAUACCACCGUCAUUCCCAACAUCUUUGCCGUCCACUUUGACCCAGAGCUUUGGGGAGAUCCAUAAACCUUCAGGCCCGAGAGGUUCAUCGAUGACGCUGGGAAGACCUUUAGGCCGGAGUAUUACAUGCCGUUUUCAACAGGACGCAGAACAUGUAUUGGUGAGCAGAUGGCACAGAAGCAGUUCUUCAUCUUCUACGUCACGCUUCUUCAGAAUUACAUUCUCAAACUCCCAGAUGGGGAUCCAAUACCCAAGUUGGAAUCCCAAUGGUUGUGGGUGUCUCCGCCCGAGUACCGACUGCAAGCAGAACCGAGGAAAUUAAUGUGCACGUGUUUCUCCGGACGUAUUCAAUUUAGAACCGAAGUUGGAAGGGAGAAAUAGUCGGGUCUCUUUAUUAAAAAUGAGAUUCAAUAUUCAUGAUUUGUUUUUGGUUAGGCCUACAUGAAAAAACACCAGCAACGUGAUAUCAAGGGUUAAGGAAACUUUAUAUAGGUUUAUUACUAUAGCAUGCAUGGCCAUUUUAAUAUUCUUGUCCAUUAUAAUGAUAAUUAAAAUGUUCUGUUAUCCCGCAUAUCUUUCAAGUUUAUUUUUAAAAUUGUAGGCAAGUUCGCCCCAAACACUAGGCUAAAUCCGCUCUUACCAUAAAAUUAAAGGGAGACGAAACAGCCAUUCGCCCCAACAGACGGGUUGAAAUUUUGCAGACAAUUUGUGUAUAGUUUGUAAUAUUCGGUUGUGAAAUAUUUGCCUUUAAUUAAUUUGCCUUUAAUUUCAAGCUAUAGUGAUAGAUCGGUUAUUUACUGGAUAUUUUGUUGGCCUGUAUUAAACCAUUGAAGUGUAAUCAAGCUAUUGCUUGGUUUGGGAGCCCGGGUACAUGCACGCUACGUGUUUAUAUUCGUUUGUGUACUAUAAUAAUCUGUUCAAUUAAAUUUCAAACCCUAACUUAUAUUUGUUGACAAAAUUAUGUUACUUUACUUUACUUCAGUAUGGUGAUGGAUGGUUUUUAAUUUUACUUGAUUUUUGUUUACUUGUUUUACCAAUUCGUUUUUACCCAACCCAAAGCCUAAAGCGAAAGACACUGCGAUGGUUAUAUAUUGAGGUUCAAUAACUAAGGUUCAAUCAUUUUAUCUGGUGAUUUUAAGGCUAUUAGUGUUUAGGCAUAUCAGAUGGGAAACACUGCCUUAUGUUUUAACCCGUACUCCCUUGAAUCUUACUGGAAUGUUUCCUAACCCUAAUAAAAACCCGACCACGUUGAUUAUACCCAAUACCUCACAAUAUUGACUUACAGUGCAGUGCAACAGAUGAUCAAACAAUGGAUUUUGAAGGGUCGGGAAUAGAAAGUUACAGUGGUGCCAUGUUUAUUAGGCCUGAAUGCAUUAAGAUAGCGAGAUUCAACAAAACUUGCUAUUGUUGAUAUAUUUUUUGAUACGCUCUUUGACUGCUUGCAUGGGCUUGGGAUCUGGCUUAGGUCCAGUCCACCGGUUUUGAACCUGCUGAAGUUGGAGCCUGAGCCGAAGUUAGUUCAAAAGGGCAGAAGCUUUUAAGUUAUCAUUCAAAUUCAUUCAAUCUCAGUUUAUCAUCAAAUGUUACUUUUUAUAAUGCAAUAUUCUAAGUUUUUAUUUGUGUUUUAAAGGGAAGGUACACGUUUGGUAAUUGGAGUACCCCCAUCAUAACCAUAAAAUGACA
This is a messenger RNA of Asterias rubens (European starfish), 2878 nucleotides long. RefSeq names its product cytochrome P450 2D9-like. NCBI's taxonomy places the organism in Eukaryota, Metazoa, Echinodermata, Asteroidea, Forcipulatida, Asteriidae. Gene Ontology annotation, cellular component: cytoplasm; intracellular membrane-bounded organelle. Gene Ontology annotation, molecular function: heme binding; oxidoreductase activity, acting on paired donors, with incorporation or reduction of molecular oxygen, reduced flavin or flavoprotein as one donor, and incorporation of one atom of oxygen; iron ion binding. Gene Ontology annotation, biological process: xenobiotic metabolic process. The record is from RefSeq and is a predicted model, not a curated record.